CCCGGUUCCGUCCGCUGGCAGGCCCGGCACUGAGGCAGCCACUGAGGCACAGCGGCCGCUCCAGCAGCGGCGUCUCCCCGGUCCUCUGCCCGGUUCCCGCGCGGCUACAGCGGCCAGAGAGGGAGGAGAGGCCGGAGGGGCGCAGGGCGCGGCGGGGGAGGAGGAUGAGCGACCCGGGCAGGAGCUCCGCUUCAUCCGCCACCAGCGCCGCCAGCGCCACGGCCCCCGCCACCGGACCCGGACCCGACACCUACAGGGGCUGGCUGUUCAAAUGGACCAACUACCUGAAGGGGUACCAGCGCAGGUGGUUCGUCCUGAGUAACGGACUGCUGUCCUACUACAGAUCGGUGGAUGUGUGUUUUGUGAGGAUUUGUUCUCAGAUUGACAGGACGCAGGCGGAGAUGGCGCACACCUGCCGCGGCACCAUUAACCUGGCGACGGCGCACAUCGACACCGAGGACGCCUGUAACAUCGUCCUGAGCAGCGGCGGCCGAACCUACCACCUGAAAGCCGGCACUGAGGUGGAGCGGCAGAGAUGGGUGACGGCGCUGGAGCUGGCAAAAGCCAAGGCCAGCCGCAUGAUGAACGACCAAUCCGAUGACUCGGGGGAGGAGGAGCCCACGUCCCGCUCGGACCGCAGUGAACUGCAGGGGGUCCUGAAGACUUUAGCAGGUAAACUGGAGGAUCUGUCCACCUGUAACGACCUGAUAGCCAAACACGGUGCGGCGCUGCAGCGCUCCCUCAGCGAACUGGAGACCCUGCGCUUCCCCCCGGAGAGCGGAGAGAAGAUCAAAGCCGUCAACGAGAGAGCCACCCUGUUCCGCAUCACCUCCAACGCCAUGAUCAACGCAUGCCGAGAUUUCCUGGAGCUGGCGGAGAGCCACAGCCGCAGAUGGCAGCGAGUCCUGCAGCAUGAGCGAGAACAGCGCACCCACCUGGAGGAGACCAUCGAGCAGCUCGCCAAGCAGCACAACAGCCUGGAGAGGGCGUGGCGAGAGGCACCCACACACUCCACUCACUCCACCCUCACGCCAGACACGCCCUCCACAUGCACAGGGGUGAGUGGGCGGAGCCGAAAAGAGGAAGCGAGUGAUGAAGAUGAGGAUACAGAAUUCUUUGAUGCCAUGGAAGAUUCACCUGCAUUCAUCACCGUGACCGCCACAGACCCCGCCCACCACAGGCGUUCUCAGAGUAAUCUGAGUGGACUGAGUGGGGGGCAGUACAGUGAUUGGAAUCUGGAGGAUCAUUCGUCCCCCAGCUACAAUAAUUUAUCAGGGAAAGAAGUCCGGCCCCUCAGGAAGAGGCGGAGCCGAAUCCCAGAAAAGCCCAACUACUCUCUGAACCUGUGGAGCAUCAUGAAGAACUGCAUCGGCAAAGAGCUGUCCAAGAUCCCCAUGCCUGUGAAUUUUAACGAGCCGCUGUCGAUGCUGCAGCGUCUGACGGAGGAUCUGGAGUACAGUGAUCUGCUGGAUCAGGCGGCGCUCUGCGGUUCCUCUCUGGAUCAGAUGUGUUUGGUUGCGGCGUUUUCUGUUUCCUCCUAUUCGACCACCGUCCACCGAACCGCCAAACCCUUCAACCCCCUGCUGGGAGAAACGUACGAACUGGACCGACUGGAGGAGUUCGGCUACCGCUCGCUGUGUGAACAGGUCAGUCAUCACCCUCCGGCCGCCGCCCACCAUGUGAUGUCACAGCGAGGCUGGACCCUGUGGCAAGAAAUCACCAUCGCCAGCAAAUUCCGCGGCAAAUACCUGUCCAUCAUGCCCCUGGGUUCCAUCCAUCUGCAGUUUCACUCCAGCGGGAAUCACUACGUGUGGAGAAAAGUCACGUCUACCGUGCACAACAUCAUCGUAGGGAAGCUGUGGAUUGAUCAGUCGGGGGAUAUUGAUAUUAUAAACCACAGAACUAAAGAGACGUGUCAGCUGAAGUUCUCUCCAUACAGUUAUUUCUCCAGAGAGGUUCCGCGCAAGGUGACGGGUGUGGUGUCGGACAGUGAGGGUCAGGCGCACUACAUCCUGUCGGGGACGUGGGACGAGCGGAUGGAGAGCGCCAAGAUCGUCCAGAGCAGCCGCGGAACCGGCGGCACCGAGGGCAAACAGAAAACCGUCUACCAAACACUGUCCCCACGACUGCUGUGGAAGAAAUACCCUCUACCGGAGAACUCGGAGAACAUGUACUACUUCUCCUCUCUCGCCCUCACGCUGAACGAGGAGGAGGCGGGAGUUAGUUUGACGGACAGUCGGCUGCGGCCGGACCAGCGGCUGAUGGAGGCGGGGCAAUGGGACGAGGCCAAUUCUGAGAAACAGAGACUGGAGGAGAAACAGAGAGCCGUGAGGAGGAGGAGGGAGACCGAGGCCAACGGCGCCAACGAUGAAGGGAGGGAGUAUGAGGGGUACACUCCGCUGUGGUUUGAGCGCAGGACGGAUCCUCUGACAGGGGAAACGAGUCACGUGUACAGAGGAGGAUACUGGGAGGCCAAAGAGAGGCAGGACUGGAGCGCCUGCCCCGAUAUUUACUAACAAACAAACAAACAAACAAACAAACAGGAGGAACCAGAACCGCCGGGACGGACUGACCCCCCCCAUCAACCAAACAGCAACCGGGACAGAGAUCUGAACUGUGUGUGUGUGAUCUGUAUUGCUCCGCCCCAUUUAUUCCAAACCAAAUCAGGAGCUCUUUCUUUAGCAAUGCCCCUCCCCCAAACUGGUGCAGGAGGCAGAGCUUAUACUGGAUAUGGGGUGAUUGUACCAUGGACAGAUUAAUCAGAUUAAUUCUAAAUUUAUAAAAAAUAUACAGUUUAUAUAACCGCAUCUUAUCUUCUCUGGACCUAAUUUGCAUAUCAUGUGGAUACAGUUAUUAUUUUAAUAUUAAUCAGAACAUUUCCACAGAAUUGGUGUAAAUUACCCAGCAUUCCUCAGUGUAGAGCAUCACCAGGACUUUCAUAUUUAAAUCAGUUCAUUAAAUGUCCAGAAGUUUGUAUACACCGCAAAACUAUCAACUAAAACUCCUCCCCAAUCAACCAAACCCCUCCCCUAUAAACUAAAACUCCUCCCCUAUAAACUAAAACUCCUCCCCUAUCACCCGAACUCCUCCCCUAUUACCCGAACUUUUCCCCUAUUAACUGAACUCCUCCCCUAUCAACUAAAACCCCUCCCCUAUCACUCAAACUCCUCCCCUAUCAACCAAACUCCUCCCCUAUCAACCUAACCCCCUCACUCCGUCUCAGUAUGUCUCUCUGUCUCACUCUGCCUCACUCUGUCUCAGUAUGUCACUCUGUCUCAGUAUCUCACUCUGUCUCACUGUCUCACUCUGUCUCAGUAUGUCUCUCUGUCUCACUCUGCCUCACUCUGUCUCAGUAUCUCACUCUGCCUCACUCUGUCUCAGUAUGUCACUCUGUCUCACUCUGUCUCAGUAUGUCUCUCUGUCUCACUCUGCCUCACUCUGUCUCAGUAUCUCACUCUGUCUCACUCUGUCUCAGUAUGUCACUCUGUCUCACUCUGUCUCAGUAUGUCUCUCUGUCUCACUCUGCCUCACUCUGUCUCAGUAUCUCACUCUGCCUCACUCUGUCUCAGUAUGUCACUCUGUCUCACUCUGUCUCAGUAUGUCACUCUGUCUCACUCUGCCUCACCUGCUCUCAGUAUGUCUCACUCUGUCUCAGUGUUGCCAGGUUGAACAGAGGGUGUGUCCCGACUCCUCCCCGUCCCGCAGGGGCGUGUCUCCACCUGUGCAGAAUGUAGAUUUUAGGCCGCAGGUGGGACGCUCUACCUGUCCUGCACUCGUGUGAUAAUUUUAUAUUAACAGAAAUAAUGAUAAAUAGUAAUAAUAAUAUAAUUAUUAAUAAUGAAGAAAUGAUGAUGCGUGAAUAACGCCGCUAAUACAUGCUGGAUUUAUUUGUAUUAUUAUUAUAUUUUUUUUGUUCUGGCGUUUUAAGAAAAACAGAAACAUGAUAAGUGUCUUAUAAUGAUGAAGAUGAUGAUGAAGAUGAUGAAGAUUAAAAGGAUAUUGUAGUUAGCCGUUUAAUUUUUUGGAAAAGCUGCUUUGGUUUGAUUUGAGAUUUUAAUAUUUUGUAUUAAAGAGAUUUGCUGAAA
Molecule: messenger RNA, 4085 nt
Organism: Astyanax mexicanus (Mexican tetra)
Lineage: Eukaryota; Metazoa; Chordata; Actinopteri; Characiformes; Acestrorhamphidae
Product: oxysterol-binding protein 2
Exons: 15
Coding region: 165-2516 (783 amino acids)
Cellular component (GO): cytosol; intracellular membrane-bounded organelle; membrane
Molecular function (GO): cholesterol binding
Source: RefSeq, a predicted model, not a curated record